Messenger RNA from Phytophthora sojae, 1002 nucleotides. RefSeq lists its product as hypothetical. Bases 1 to 1002 code for a protein of 333 amino acids. NCBI's taxonomy places the organism in Eukaryota, Oomycota, Peronosporomycetes, Peronosporales, Peronosporaceae. The transcript has a single exon. The record is from RefSeq and is a predicted model, not a curated record.
AUGCCGCUGCCCCGCCAGGCCGCCGUCCCGCGCAAGCAGCGGUACGCGCUGGAGAUCCCGGAGCGCAACCAGCCGCAACAGUCGCCAGCGGCCGCCAAGCCCGAGAGCUCCGGCCUCGAGGAGACGCUCACGUGGCUGGAGAAGCAGCGCCAGUUCGUGCAGGCCCAGGACGGCAACCAGCGCCGCAAGCGCUCGUCCACGUUCGUGCGCUCGGUGCUGCGGCUGCUCAGCGGGCCCAAGGACCUGAGCAGCAGCAGUAGCAGCAGGAACAACAACGAGGCAGGCGAUGAGGAGGGCAACGCGCCCAAGCUGCCGGUGCCCUGGGGCCAGGACGUGCUCAAGGCGGACUGGUCCGAGGUGGGCUUCCGCCUACUGGACCAGCCCAUCAUGCAGGACAUGAACCGCGUGCGCUCGUUCAUCGCCAAGGAGGAGCUGCUCAGCGCCUCGCCGCAGGGCAUCAUCGCGCUGGCCAAGUGGCUGCAGCGCUUCGACAACCACGUGCGCCACGUGGUGACGCUGAAAGAGUAUUUGCUGGAGGAGCGCACGCUCAUCGCAGGGGUCGGCCACAAGGUCACCACGCUGUACGACGCGUACGACGAGGCCAUGGCGGUGGCUCUGGAAAAGGUGCACGACGAACGUCGGGACUUGAGCGAAGCCGUGCUCAAGAUGUUCGACGAGCUGGAGAAGAUUUUGAGGGGAGAAGUCACCGCCGUGAAGUACCUGAUCACGCAGACGUUGACGGAGAAGGAGGAGUACGAGGCCCUGAGCACGCUCUUCAAUCAGUUGACUAGCGACGAAGAGUGCGGCGUGAUCGUGGCCCACUUGCUUGGCUGGAUGCGCAACAACAUGAGCGAGAAAGACGUGUGCGUGUUCCUCGCGCUGUUCAACACGGAGGUGCAGGACAAGAUCGCCGGCGAGUGGAUGCGCAUGUACGCGUCGUACCUCCACUUGCUGGACGAGUUUUCCAUCAACUACGACAGCUCGCUCUCGUAUUUCACAUGA